AUGGCCUCCGACAUAGUUUACAACGUGACGGGAGGCAAAUCGCUUAAGAAAUUCGUCGAGCUUCUUUUCCCUCAUCUCCAUCAUGUACGUCAGAUUUAUUACAUCCUCGGAUUCGCCGCGCUGCAGAUCGUCCUCUCUCAGUCCCCUGAUUUCAACUCUAUCAAGAUCGUCUCUCUUCUCGCUGCACUCAUGUCUUUCUUUUACUCAAUGAUAGCGUCUGUAGCGUCAAUAGUGAAAGGAACGGAGCACCGUCCAUCGGAGUACGGAGUCAGAGUAGACACGACGGCUGCAAUGAUUUUCGACGCGUUUAACGGGAUUGGAACAAUAACGAGUCGUCGUCGCUUACUUGAUCGUCAUCGUUUGUUACCUCUGUGUGGCUAUGUCCGGUUCUGGGCUUUUGGUGAUCUUGUUGAGGACGACGUUGUCAUUUCCCUUGAGAAACCUGCUUGGCUUAUAGCUGCUGCUAAUUUCAUGGUCUUUAUCCGAGUUUUCGCCAUGUCUGUGUUUGACACGAUCGAGUCAUAG
This is a messenger RNA of Thlaspi arvense, 525 nucleotides long. NCBI's taxonomy places the organism in Eukaryota, Viridiplantae, Streptophyta, Magnoliopsida, Brassicales, Brassicaceae. The record is from the annotation of a GenBank genome assembly.